AUGAGAUUCCAGAACUUACCAGAAUGCAUUAACAAUGAAACCUCACGAGCGGUCAGUCUCUGUCCGGUGUCCAGCUGUUGCUUGGUCCAUCUUGAGGACAUCUACCCUCUAACCAAUAUCAGGGGUACCGAUACUAGUCUUUCUGAUGAGCAAAAAUACUUCACCCAACAAACCAUCGUGUUCACUGAACACAUGAAGGGAGGUAACUCGGGCAGUGGAAGACAUCGAAGACGUGCACAAGAUGGCAGCGACAGGCAUUUAUCGACUGUCGUCAACUCGGACCAGAGGAGGAAGGCAAACAUUCGUGAGAGGCGCAGGAUGCAAAAUCUUAAUGAAGCGUUCAAUUCGCUGAGAAGGGUUCUGCCGACAUUUACGUACGAGAAACGUCUAUCGAGAAUUGAGACACUACGCUUAGCCGUUAUUUAUCUGGAUUUUCUUACCAAAUUCAUCAGUGGUAAAACGCCAUCCGACAUCCGUUUGGUCAAUUUUAGUACCUUCGGUGUCGCUCUGGAUAAGGGGAUAUAG
Molecule: messenger RNA, 525 nt
Organism: Pecten maximus
Lineage: Eukaryota; Metazoa; Mollusca; Bivalvia; Pectinida; Pectinidae
Product: protein Fer3-like
Exons: 1
Coding region: 1-525 (174 amino acids)
Biological process (GO): regulation of transcription by RNA polymerase II; developmental process
Molecular function (GO): protein dimerization activity; RNA polymerase II transcription regulatory region sequence-specific DNA binding; DNA-binding transcription factor activity, RNA polymerase II-specific
Source: RefSeq, a predicted model, not a curated record